Molecule: messenger RNA, 2269 nt
Organism: Brassica napus (rape)
Lineage: Eukaryota; Viridiplantae; Streptophyta; Magnoliopsida; Brassicales; Brassicaceae
Product: agamous-like MADS-box protein AGL17
Exons: 8
Coding region: 516-1199 (227 amino acids)
Biological process (GO): positive regulation of transcription by RNA polymerase II
Cellular component (GO): nucleus
Molecular function (GO): DNA-binding transcription factor activity, RNA polymerase II-specific; RNA polymerase II cis-regulatory region sequence-specific DNA binding; protein dimerization activity
Source: RefSeq, a predicted model, not a curated record
UUUAUUCAAAUAUACUUUUAAUUCCAAAAAGUUUAUAAAACCCCUUUCUGAAUUAUGUUCGGUGUGAUUGGAUAUAAAUAAAGACGUUUAAUUGGUUUAUCUGAGUUCCAGAUUGGUUCUUAGAAGAGUUUUAGAUAUUCCUAGUGGAGAUACGACAUAAGUAGUGCCCAUUAAAUAUAUCUAAAUGAAAACAGCUUAAAUUCAUUUGAGCUGUAAGUACUUUCUGAGGUAUUUCUCAUGUCUGUUCUAUCAUCUAUGGGUCUUAACUUGGUACUUUACUAAAUAGCCCUCGGGUUGUAUCUACCAAUACGACUCAAAAUAGACUAAUACCUAUUUGUUUAUUCCUCGAAGAGAUUAUUGACCCUUACUUCCUUUUUUUUCUUUUCUCUCUCUUCUCUUUCUCCUGAUUCCUUCUUCUUCAUCGACCUUUUGUGUUGCAAAGAUCUAGAAAAACCCUAGAACGGGGAAGAUCACCAAGGUCGAGAGGAAGACCGAAAAAGGGUUAACUUAAAUUGAUGGGGAGAGGGAAGAUUGUGAUCAAAAGGAUCGAUGAUUCGACCAGUAGGCAAGUCACUUUCUCCAAAAGAAGAAAGGGUCUCAUAAAGAAAGCUAAAGAACUCGCCAUUCUCUGCGAUGCCGAGGUUGGUCUCAUCAUUUUCUCCAAUACGGACAAGCUCUAUGACUUUUCCAGCUCCAGUAUGAAAUCGGCUAUUGAACGAUUUAACAAGACCAAGAUGGAGCAGCAACAACUAUUGAACCCUGCAUCAGAAGUUAUGUUUUGGCAGAGAGAGGCCGCAACUCUAAGGCAAGAACUGCACUCGUUACAGGAAAAUCAUCGACAGCUAAUGGGGGAGCAGUUAAAUGGUUUGAGCGUUAAUGAAUUGCACAAUAUAGAGAGCACACUUGAAAUGAGUUUACGUGGAAUUCGUAUGAAAAAGGAACAAAUGUUGACAGAUGAAAUCAAAGAACUAACCAAAAAGAGGAAUCUAAUUCACCAUGAGAACCUCGAAUUGUCAAGAAAAGUACAAAGGAUUCAUCAAGAAAACGUCGAACUACACAAGAAAGCUUAUGCAACGUCAAACACAAAUGUAUUGGGACUUGGUGAGCUUGAAGAUGCAGCCGAUGAAUCACAUGCACAAGUUAGGCUGCAGCUAAGUCAGCCUGAACAGUCCUGUUAUGAUUCCCCACCAAAGAGCUAAGAUCAUAAUCAAAAGAUACUUGGCAAAGUGCAAGUAUGAUCAGAGAACAAACCGAAGGUUCAACUAUGUACAAUAUAAAUAUGAUCAAGCAAUGAAGCUGCAUGUCGUUUAUAUUUGUUCUAGCUUUCUCAUUUGGUUUUAAGUAUAUACUUAACCAAUAUUAAGGAAACGCAUAUAGUUUAUAGUUAAGUAGGGUGUUCAAAUUGAAAUUCGGGUUGAUUGCAGUUUGUUUCUCGGUUUUCCGUGAAUAGUAAUUAAAAUAUGAGAGUGUUAUUCUGGUUCAUACUUUGGUCGACUUUAUUUUACCUUUUGGUUUAGAGUGGUGAUGAUGACGGAGAAGCCUUUGUUAUUAGGAGAAAAAAUAUUUUGGUUUUUCUUAGUUUUUUUGGAAAACUAAGAAAUAUUUAUAUAUAUAUAUAUAUGAAUUCAACAUUUUUGAAAAAUGAAGAUGAAUUCAACAUUUUCAUUCAUUCAUGUCAUCCUUUUUAGAACCUAAGCUUUAAAAGAUAUAAAUAUGAUUUUUUUUAUAUAUAAUUUACAAGUUAAAAAUUUAGAAAAUAUCCUAAAAUAGCAUUAAAAUAUGCUCAUGUUUCAAAAUAUCAGAUAAGGAAAAAAAAUCAUAAAAUAGUCAUUAUUAAAAAGUAAGAAAAAAACACAUAAACCCAUCAAUUUCAAGAGUUAAGAUGGAGAUUUUGGAUAUGAGUUUAACGAUUUGGGGUUAGAAUUUAUAAUCGAAGAUUUAGUGGUUAUAAUAUAAAAUUACUUUUAUUUUUAUAAAGUUAAAUAACAUUUUAAAAUAUAUUUAAAAUAAUUUUUAUGCUAAAAGUAUUAUCAUAAAAAAUAGGCUGGUCGAAUACUAUAUUGGUUAUUUUUCUUUGUGUAUUACUUGUGUGACAAAAAUUAUUUAGGAGAUUUGCCCUACAAUCUAAGUAGAUUAAUAUUUUCUUAGUUUACCAAAUUAUUCACUUAACUUGCGACAUAUCUUGAAUCCAAAGACUAAAGAUUAGUUGUAAUAGUGUUUUUUUUCCUUAUCUUUUGGUUGGAAUAGUAUACCUCAAUGUACAAGAACC